AUGCCGGCACACAUCUACCACGCCCACGAUAUGCCGAGGUCACCCGCGUCGUUGCACGAAAAGCUCUCGGUUGAAGUUGAGAAGCUGCACGCCCUGCACGAUCACGAACAGCACUAUGUAGUGCCCGACCCGGACUAUGAUGAUUGGGACGACCCGAACAUAGACUCAGAUGUGGUAUCGCUUGACGACGAUUCACCAUAUCCAGAGGUACGCUCUGCUGUCGCGAACACGGACGACCCGGACAUGCCCGUCUCCACGCUGCGCGCUUGGGUCAUUGGUCUGGUGUGGGCGAUAAUCCUGCCGGGUAUCAACCAGUUCCUCUUCUUCCGAUAUCCGUCGAUUGUAGUCACUGGAAUCACCGCGCAGCUGCUCUCAUACCCACUGGGUAGAUUAUGGGCCUACAUCGUUCCCGGAUACCGGAUAUUUGGUGUCUCAUUGAACCCCGGGCCAUUUUCGAUGAAAGAACACGUCUUGAUUACGAUAAUGGCCAACGUCGGUUACGUUUCUGCAUACGCGACAGAUAUCGUCGCGGUGCAGCGUGUAUUCUAUGGCGAGGUGUACAGCUUCGGAUAUCAGUGGAUGCUCGUCACUUCCACGCAACUUAUCGGCUUCUCCAUCGGAGGCGUCGCCCGACGGUUCCUCGUCGCGCCCCCGUCCAUGAUCUGGCCAGCGAACCUCGUCACAUGCGCGCUCUUCAACACCCUCCACUCCCAGCAGUACGCCGGUAUUGGGAGCCGUGGCGGCAUCACGCGCGAGUGGUUCUUCCUUUACUCGUUCGCCGCCUCUUUCCUCUGGUACUUUUUUCCGGGGUACCUCUUCCAAGCGCUCAGCUACUUCAACUGGGUAUGCUGGAUCGCGCCCAAGAACGUCGUCGUCAACCAGCUGUUCGGAUACUACACCGGCCUCGGAAUGUCCGCCGUUACCCUGGACUGGUCGCAAAUCGCGUACAUCGGCUCGCCGCUCGCGACACCGUGGUGGGCGUCCGCGAACGUCGCCGUCGGCUUCGUUCUCUUCUUCUGGCUGCUCUGUCCGAUCCUGUACUACACCAACACGUGGUACGCGGCGUUUAUCCCGAUGUCGACACGCUCGAGCUACGACAACACGGGCGGGACGUAUGACGUUACCCGGAUCCUCACCCCCGAUCACACCCUCGACAUAGACAAGUACAAAGCGUACUCGCCCCUCUUCCUCUCCAUGACGUUCGCGAUGUCUUACGGGCUCUCGUUCGCUGCCAUCGCCGCGACCAUCGUCCACACCAUCGUCUACUUCCGCAAGCAGAUCUGGAUCCAGAGCCGUCGCUCUCUCUCGGAGCAGCCCGACAUUCAUGCCCGGCUCAUGUCACGGUACCCGCAGGUUCCCGACUGGUGGUACUCUGGAAUCUUUGUUUUGAUGUUCAUCUUCGGUGUCAUCGUGAUCGAGGUGCAAGAGACGCAGAUGCCCGUCUGGGCUCUCGUACUAGCGUUGAUGAUCUCGUUUAUUUACACCAUCCCGGUCGGCAUGAUCCAGGCCAUUACGAACCAGCAGAUCGGACUGAACGUGAUCACCGAGCUCAUUGUUGGCUACGCGCUCCCCGGCAAGCCGAUCGCGAUGAUGCUCUUUAAGACAUGGGGCUACAACACCAUGGCCCAGGCGUUGCAGUUCACGUCCGACUUCAAGUUGGGGCACUACAUGAAGAUCCCACCGCGCGCGAUGUUCUUCUCCCAGGUGGUCGCCGCCGUUGUCGCCGGCACCGUGCAGCUCGGCGUCCAGUCCUGGAUGUUCAGCAACAUCCCGGACAUGUGCCAUCCUCGACAGCCGGACGGUUUCAUCUGCCCCUCCACCGAAGUCUUCGGGACCGCUUCGAUCGUCUGGGGUGUGAUCGGACCGCAACGGCAAUUCUCGCCGGGGCAGAUCUACCAUUCGCUCACGUACUUCUUCCUCAUCGGCGCCCUCUGCCCUGUCGCGGCGUACACGGCGAGUUUGUGGUGGCCGCACUCCUUCCUGCGCUAUGUCAACUUCCCCGUCAUCUUCAACGGCACGUCCUACAUUCCGCCCGCGUCCGCGGUGAACUACGUGCCCUGGACGAUCGUCGGCUUCGUCUUCAACUUCUUCAUUCGCCGCCGCCACUUCUCAUGGUGGACCAAGUACAACUACAUCCUCUCCGCCGGGCUCGAUGCUGGCGUCGCGAUCUCCAUACUCGUCGUCUACUUCUGCCUUCAGUACCCCGCGCACGGCACGCUCGGCACGAGCACCAUCGGCUCCUGGUGGGGCAACACCGUCAUGACCAAUACCGCCGACUACGGGCCCGUAGGGAGCGGCGUCCCGCUCACCGCCGUCGCGCCCGGCGCAACCUUCGGGCCCUCGAGCUGGUAG
This is a messenger RNA of Epithele typhae, 2352 nucleotides long. Its product is annotated as OPT oligopeptide transporter. The coding region runs from base 1 to 2352 and encodes 783 amino acids. Gene Ontology annotation, biological process: transmembrane transport. Gene Ontology annotation, molecular function: oligopeptide transmembrane transporter activity. The record is from RefSeq and is a predicted model, not a curated record. The transcript is spliced from 10 exons. Lineage: Eukaryota; Fungi; Basidiomycota; Agaricomycetes; Polyporales; Epitheliaceae.